Molecule: messenger RNA, 1030 nt
Organism: Aphanomyces astaci
Lineage: Eukaryota; Oomycota; Saprolegniomycetes; Saprolegniales; Verrucalvaceae
Product: CMGC/CDK/CDK7 protein kinase
Exons: 1
Coding region: 16-930 (304 amino acids)
Biological process (GO): protein phosphorylation; positive regulation of transcription by RNA polymerase II
Cellular component (GO): nucleus; transcription factor TFIIK complex; transcription factor TFIIH holo complex
Molecular function (GO): cyclin-dependent protein serine/threonine kinase activity; RNA polymerase II CTD heptapeptide repeat kinase activity; ATP binding
Source: RefSeq, a predicted model, not a curated record
UCGUGAUCUACGACCAUGAAUCGGUACACGAAGGGCAAGAAGUUGGGCGAAGGGACGUACGGUAACGUGUACUCUGCAGUGCAGAAGGCGACAGGUCGACCGGUGGCCAUCAAGGAGUUCAAGCGUGGGCAGUUCAAGGACGGGGUGAACUUUACAGCCGUGCGGGAAGUGAAGCUGCAGACGGAGCUAAACCACCCCAACGUGACACGCCUCUUGGACGCGUUCGUGUACAACGACACGAUCAACGUUGUGUUUGAGAUCCUUCCCAAAAACUUGGACGAUGUGAUCAAGGACAAGUCCAUCGUGCUCUCCCGUGGCGACAUCAAGGCGUACAUGCAGAUGCUGCUUCGAGGGGUGGACCACAUCCACUCCAACUGGAUCUUGCACCGCGAUUUGAAGCCUGAGAACUUGCUGAUCGGCGGCGACGGACAGAUCAAAUUGGCAGAUUUCGGUCUUGCGCGCAUCUACGGCAGUCCCAACCGCAACAUGACGUCCGAGGUGUGCACCAUUUGGUACCGACCCCCCGAACUGCUCUUCGGCGCGCGCGAGUAUAGCGGCGCCGUCGACAUGUGGGGCGUCGGCUGCAUCUUUGCCGAGCUGAUGCUGCGCACGCCCUUCCUCACGGGCCAGAACGACUUGGACCAACUCGGCAAGAUCUUUCAUGCGUUGGGCACCCCCACGGAAGAUCAGUGGCCCGGCAUGUCGUCGCUGCCAAACUACUUGGAGUUCACCCCCAACAAAGCGCCGCCUCUGGCCACCCUCUUCAGCGGCGCCUCCGACGACGCGUUGGACUUGCUAAGGCAGCUCAUGCUGUACAAUCCUUCCGAGCGCAUCACGGCCGCCGAAGCCCUCGCCCAUGCGUACUUUGAGAACGACCCAGCACCUACUGCCCCCGAGAAAUUGCCUUAUCAACUGGACAAUGACAGUUAAGGAUCAGCGUCACUUGAACAUGCAAGUAAGUGGCCAAGCGGGCUUUUGAUAUAAUAUAUAUAGCCAACCCCAUCUAUGACUUUAACACAGAUUUGUUGAC